Molecule: messenger RNA, 621 nt
Organism: Alternaria atra
Lineage: Eukaryota; Fungi; Ascomycota; Dothideomycetes; Pleosporales; Pleosporaceae
Exons: 1
Coding region: 1-621 (206 amino acids)
Source: RefSeq, a predicted model, not a curated record
AUGCCGCGAGGUGGCCUCAUUCGACACCUCUUCAAGCAUGGCUCACACGCAAAGUCCAGGUCCGAGGCACAGCCACCAAAGACAAAUGAAUCCGGAAAGCCCACAGCAAACACAUCCAAAAUCAUCCAGCGAGCCCCGUCACCGCCGCGGACACUCGAACCAAGUACCAUUCAAGUUCUUCCUGAGGUCGCCGAAGAAGAGCCUACUUCCGCAACUGCACCGUCUCCUGCGUCUUCGAGUACAGGUAGCACGGUAUCCGACCUUGCAUCCGUAAUAACUGUUUUCGCAGCGCACACGCCUGUGCCCGCUAUCGACUUCGCGACUCUCCCCGUGUGCGACCUCCUCUAUGCCGCCAUCGAUAAGGCCACAGCGGCAACAAAUGAGCACAUUGGUACACUGGAAACUACGGUGGCGCUACUUCUGACUAUCACAGGAUUCAGUGGAACGGUCGAGGUGCUAAGGCGGGAGAUGCAGGAUAGGAAGAGGGCGCGCGAGACUAAGAUUGUGGAGCUGGAGAGGUUCGACGAGGCCGUCGAAGGUAUGAGGCUUCCGGGUAUGGAGGAGAGACUGGGCAAAAACAAGGCGAAUGUGUCAGACGGCUGUUUGAGUCCGCAAUACUGA